AAAAGUUUUUGGUUUCCCCAAGACGAAAAGAAGCAGCAAACAGACGAAUCAUGGCCUUUGCGCUCCAAAAUAAUGUUGAGUUUUCGAGGGAAUUUAAUACACUAGAUUCCAAGCAUCAACCCCUUUUUGACUGUUCCUUUUUCCCCUUGAAUUUUCCAUUCCGUUUUCUCGAGAAAACAAGGGAAAGCCAACCUCCCCAAGUUCCUCUUUGCACAUAUACCCAUUACUCUGUCUCGUCUUCUAUCUUUUUGGGAAUCAUCAAUAUUCAAUACUUGUUUCGUAUUUAAGAGUUUUAUGAGUCCUUCGACGACCAAGUUUUGCUUCUUUUGUUGCACACCACACAGAGAGUUCUCUGUUCGAGAACAAGGAAUAUUCAGCUUCUCCCCUUUUGAUGGAAUCUAGAUGGAAAAUGAUGGUGACCAUGGGUCAGAAGUUUCUGAUAUAAUACCUACUAAUCAACAGAGAACGAAGCAGUCUUUUAUUCGGAAAAUUUUCACCAUGAAGGAGAGAAAUGAGAGGGAGGCCAGUGGAGUCUCGGUUGAUACCCUUGAAGCACUAUCUGACCCAUCCAUUGGAAGUCAUUAUUUUAGCUGCACAGAGCCUCCUAUGUCUUCUGGUGAAGAAAUUCAGAAUUUAAGAGUGUUUGUAGCAACAUGGAAUGUAGGAGGACAAUGUCCUGAUGGGAACCUUGACCUGAGCGACUUUCUUCAGGUCAGAAAUGAACCAGAUAUAUAUGUCUUGGGUUUUCAGGAAAUCGUCCCCUUGAAUGCAGGAAAUGUGCUGGUAUUAGAGGACAAUGAGCCUGCCGCGAAAUGGCUUGCUUUGAUCAAUCAUUCACUGAAUCGACCUUCUCAUUUAGCUUCAAAGGGACUAAAACACACGGCAUCAUUUGGCGGGUCUUUGUUCUUUCAAAAGCCCACUUACAGGAAGCUUAAGAAGACAUUGAGAACAUUAGAUGGAAAGAGGUUAAAAGGGUGUAACUGUGUUCUUGAAAUGGAAAGGAAGGUUUCCAAGGAAUUCUGUUUUCUCUGCCAAGAAUCAAAUGUAAACCUUGACGAUUCUUCCUCUGAAGAGGAUGAUGACAGUUACCAAACUUCCAUUUCUUUGCCUACUAAUGCGAAUAUGAAAUACAGUCUUGUUGCGAGCAAACAAAUGGUGGGAAUUUUCGUUUGUGUCUGGAUGAAGAAGGAACUUGUUCAGCAUGUUGGCCAUUUGAGAGUAUGUUGCACUAGUCGCGGGAUCAUGGGAUGCCUUGGAAACAAGGGGUGUAUAUCUGUGAGCUUGUCAUUGUACCAGACAACCUUUUGCUUCAUCUGCAGUCAUUUGGCAUCUGGAGAGAAAGAGGGAGAUGAGCUUAGGAGAAACCUUGAUGUUAUUGAGAUUUUAAAGAACACUCAGUUUGCAAGGAUAUGCAAGACAUCAUAUACUAGAAUGCCCGAGAGAAUCUUGGACCAUGAUCGGAUAAUAUGGCUAGGUGACCUAAACUACCGAAUUGCUUUAAGCUAUGAUGAUGCAAAAAGGCUUGUGGAAAGGAAGGAUUGGCUUGCACUUUUUGACAAGGAUCAGCUUCAGACAGAAAGGGAAACAGGCCGUGUGUUUAAGGGGUGGAAAGAAGGCAAAAUCUACUUUGCACCUACUUACAAAUACCUCUUCAACUCAGACUCUUACUAUGCAGAAUCUGUCAAAGUUUCAAAAAGCAAAAGAAGAACUCCGGCUUGGUGUGAUAGAAUUCUAUGGCGCGGAAGGGGAAUUCAGCAACGCUCUUAUGAGCGAAAGGAAUUGAAGUUUUCCGAUCAUCGGCCGGUUUGUGCAACAUUCGUGGUACAAGUUGGGGCCAUGUCAGGGAGGUUCAAGAAGAAGGCUCCUUCUUUUAACUUUCAGAUUGAAGAUCUUGUAACCACGACAAGAAGGGCAUAUUUUUCUUAAUGAUAUGAAAAUUCUCCGAAAAUUCUAAGGUAAUGAUGCACUAACCAAAGUCAUUGCAAGGGUGAAUAACAAUCAAUUUUGGGAUUCAUACUGCAGAAAAGUUUGAAGGUUUUGGAUUUUAUCUAGGAACAAAUGUGAAAAAUGAAGGAAGCAUUAAAAGUUU
Molecule: messenger RNA, 2089 nt
Organism: Neltuma alba
Lineage: Eukaryota; Viridiplantae; Streptophyta; Magnoliopsida; Fabales; Fabaceae
Product: type I inositol polyphosphate 5-phosphatase 10-like
Exons: 11
Coding region: 403-1926 (507 amino acids)
Biological process (GO): phosphatidylinositol dephosphorylation
Molecular function (GO): phosphatidylinositol-4,5-bisphosphate 5-phosphatase activity; inositol-polyphosphate 5-phosphatase activity; phosphatidylinositol-3,4,5-trisphosphate 5-phosphatase activity
Source: RefSeq, a predicted model, not a curated record